Messenger RNA from Ornithorhynchus anatinus (platypus), 3798 nucleotides. It is a transcript of the gene INPPL1, whose product is annotated as inositol polyphosphate phosphatase like 1. Gene Ontology annotation, biological process: phosphatidylinositol dephosphorylation. The record is from RefSeq and is a predicted model, not a curated record. NCBI's taxonomy places the organism in Eukaryota, Metazoa, Chordata, Mammalia, Monotremata, Ornithorhynchidae. Gene Ontology annotation, molecular function: phosphatase activity; protein binding.
AGGAGGAGGAGGAGGAGGAUGUGGUCGGGGUCGGGCGUGGGGGCUCCGGCGCCCGCCUGGUACCACCGGGACCUGAGCCGCGCGGCGGCCGAGGAGCUCCUGGCCCGGGCCGGCAGGGACGGCAGCUUCCUCGUCCGCGACAGCGAGAGCGUCCUGGGGGCCUACGCGCUCUGCCUCCUGUUUCAGAAACACGUCCACACUUACCGCAUCCUGCCUGACGAGGAGGACUUCCUGGCUGUGCAGACCUCCCAGGGUGUCCCCGCGCGCCGGUGCCAGACGCUGAGUGAGCUGGUGGGGCUGUACGGGCAGCCCGACCAGGGCUUGGUCUGUGCCCUGCUGCUGCCCGUCGAGACCGAGCCCGAGCCCCCGGCCGAACCCGAGCCCCCCGAUGACCGGGACUACUCAGAUGGGGAAGAUGAGAAGCCCCCGCUGCCCCCUCGCUCCGGCUCCACCAGCUUCUCUGCCAGCAGCCCCUCCGCAGAGCUUCCGGGACCGCCGCCCGCCGAGAGUGCCCCCAACGGGCUGAGCACGGUGUCCCACGAGUACCUGAGGGGCAGUUACGGACUGGACCUGGAGGCCGUGCGGGCGGGAGCCAGCAACUUGCCACACCUGACCCGCACGCUGGCCACCAGCUGCCGUCGCCUGCACAGCGAGGUGGACAGAGUGCUCUCCGGCCUGGAGGUCCUGUCCAAAGUGUUUGACCAGCAGAGCUCUCCGGCCAUGUCGCGCAUCUUGCAGCAGUCGAGCGCCGGGCAGUCUGGAGAGCAGGAGCUGGAGAGCCUGGUGGUGAAGCUGUCUGUGCUCAAGGACUUCCUGGCCGGAAUCCAGAAGAAGGCGCUGAAGGCCCUGCAGGACAUGAGCUCCGCGGCCCCCCCGGCCCCACUGCAGGCCUCGACCCGCAAGGCCAAGAGCAUCCCGGUGCAGGCCUUCGAGGUGAAGCUGGACGUGACGCUGGGCGACCUGACCAAGAUCGGGAAGUCGCAGAAGUUCACGCUGAGCGUGGACGUGGAGGGCGGCCGGCUGGUGCUGCUGCGCAGGCAGAAGGACUCCCAGGAGGACUGGAGCACCGUCCCCCACGACCGCAUCCGCCAGCUGAUCAAGUCCCAGCGGGUGCAGAACAAGCUCGGCAUCGUGUUCGACAAGGAGAAAGACCGGACCCAGCGCAAGGACUUCAUCUUUGUCAGCGCCAGGAAGCGGGAGGCUUUCUGCCAGUUGCUGCAGCUGAUGAAGAACAAGCACUCGAACCAGGAUGAGCCGGACAUGAUCUCUGUCUUCAUCGGCACCUGGAACAUGGGCAGCGUGCCUCCCCCAAAGUCAGUGACGUCCUGGUUCACAUCCAAGGGUCUGGGGAAGACCCUGGACGAGGUGACCGUGGCCAUCCCCCACGACAUCUACGUCUUCGGGACCCAGGAGAACUCCGUGGCCGACCGAGAGUGGACGGACCUGCUGCGUGGGGGCCUGAAGGAGCUCACGGACCUGGACUACCGCCCGAUCGCCAUACAGUCCCUGUGGAACAUCAAGGUGGCCGUGCUGGUGAAGCCGGAACACGAGAACCGCAUCAGCCACGUCAGCACGUCCAGCGUCAAAACCGGCAUCGCCAACACUCUGGGGAACAAAGGGGCCGUGGGCGUCUCCUUCAUGUUCAACGGGACCUCGUUUGGCUUUGUGAACUGUCAUCUCACCUCAGGCAAUGAGAAGACAGCCCGACGGAACCAGAACUACUUGGACAUCCUGCGUCUCCUGUCUCUGGGUGACCGGCAGCUCAGCGCCUUCGACAUGUCCCUGCGCUUCACACACCUCUUCUGGUUCGGCGACCUCAACUAUCGGCUCGACAUGGACGUGCAGGAAAUCCUGAACUACAUCAGCCGCAAGGAGUUCGAGCCGCUGCUCAGGGUGGAUCAGCUCAACCUGGAGCGGGAGAAGCACAAGGUGUUCCUGCGAUUCAACGAAGAGGAGAUCUCCUUCCCCCCCACCUACCGCUACGAGCGUGGCUCCCGCGACAGCUACGUCUGGCACAAACAGAAACCAACAGGGGUCCGGACCAACGUCCCGUCGUGGUGUGACCGGAUCCUGUGGAAGUCAUAUCCCGAGACCCACGUCAACUGCAAUUCGUACGGAUGCACAGAUGACAUUGUCACCAGUGAUCAUUCCCCAGUGUUCGGGGCCUUUGAGGUUGGGGUCACAUCCCAGUUUGUCUCCAAGAAAGGGUUGCCCAAGCCGUCGGACCAGGCCUACAUCGAGUUCGAGAGCAUCGAGGCCAUCGUCAAGACCGCCAGCCGCACCAAGUUCUUCAUCGAGUUCUACUCCACCUGCUUGGAGGAGUAUAAGAAGAGCUAUGAGAAUGACAGUCAGAGCAGUGACAACAUCAACUUCCUCAAGGUGCAGUGGUCUUCCCGCCAGCUCCCCACGCUGAAGCCGAUUCUGUCGGAGAUUGAGUAUCUGCAGGACCAGCACCUGCUGCUCACGGUCAAGUCCCUGGACGGCUACGAGUCCUAUGGCGAGUGCGUGAUCGCCCUCAAGUCCAUGAUCGGCAGUACGGCCCAGCAGUUCCUCACCUUCCUGUCCCACCGCGGCGAGGAGACGGGCAACAUCCGCGGCUCCAUGAAGGUCCGGGUGCCCGCCGAGCGGGUGGGCACGCGGGAGCGGCUCUAUGAGUGGAUCAGCGUGGACAAGGAUGAAACGGGGGCCAAAGCCAAGGGUCCGUCUGGGGCUCGGGGCAGUCAGGACAGCAGGUCCGCAAACCGGAAGGCCGUCCCAGGGGAGGGUCCCUGUCCACUGAACAGGUUGUUCGAGGAGCCCGAGAAGCCCCCACCCACUGGGCGACCUCCGGCCCCUCCCAGGGGAACCCCCCGCGAGGAGCCCCCCACCCCAAGGUCCAAACUGGAGGCGGAGGCGGAAGCGGUGCCCCCAGCACCCAAGAACAGCUUCAACAACCCAGCGUACUAUGUCCUGGAGGGUGUACCCCACCAGCUCCUGCCACCUUCCGUCCCUGGCCCCGCCAAGGCCCCUGCCCCUGCCCCCGCCCCGCCCCCCACCCCCACUCCUUCCGUCGUGGCCAGGAACAAGGUGCCCAUCACGGUGCCGGUGGCCCAGCCCGGUUGGCCCCCGCGGCGGGGAGCGCCCGAGGAGAGCUCCUCAGAUGAGGAAGGGGGCACGCUGCCCCCUCCAGACUUCCCGCCGCCCCCGCUCCCCGGGCCGCCCGCCGGGGGGGGCUGGGGCCCGCAGCGAGGCCCGCUGCCGCCCCCCAAAGCUCACCCACGGCCCCCCCUGCCUUUGGGGCCCCCCGCGUCCUUGGCCCCCGCGGCGGGGCUGUUUCUCGGGGCCCCGCCGGGCAGAGACGAUCGCUCCUGCUCGGUGCUGCAGAUGGCCAAGACGCUCAGCGAGGCCGACUACGCGGCCGGGGGCGGGGCGCUGCCCCCCGACUUCACCCGGCCCCUGGGGUUCCCCCCCGCCCACAUCCGCGAGAGCAUCCAGGAGGAUGCGGCCGAGGAGGCAUCGUGCCCCGUGGGGCGGACCGGUGCCCAGAGCGAGGCGGGCGUUGGGGUGUGGCUGCGGGCCAUCGGGCUGGAGCGCUACGAAGAGGGCCUGGUGCACAAUGGCUGGGACGACCUGGAGUUCCUCAGCGACAUCACGGAGGAGGACCUGGAAGAGGCGGGCGUGCAGGACCCGGCCCACAAGCGUCUCCUGUUGGACACCUUGCAGCUCAGCAAAUGACCGGCCGCCUCCCCCGUUUCCCCGGAACUCUAGCCGGGCGGGGCGGCGGGACGGUGGCCGUGGCGCCCGGAGUCUCCCCGUCCC